Messenger RNA from Sclerotinia trifoliorum, 3598 nucleotides. Lineage: Eukaryota; Fungi; Ascomycota; Leotiomycetes; Helotiales; Sclerotiniaceae. The record is from the annotation of a GenBank genome assembly.
CUUGAUUUGGGCUUCCUUGUAGCUCUUGCUUAUAGAUGUGUGCCAUUGGCGUAUCGGAAAGACUCUCUUAGCUAGAUACCCUGUGCGACGACCAACUCUGGUGAGGAUUGGAAAGGAUGCCGAAUUGGAUCCAUGCUAUCGUUUUCGGAGGUAACAUUUCGGAUGAUGCUAUCUCCUUAUGUCUGAGUCAGCUGGAAGAGGCCUGUGACAGUUGUUCGUAAUACAUAGUAAGCUAUGAAGGUCAAAAGAUGCUUCUUGACUGAGGAAAAGGUAUAUAUUUGCCAUGCAUUACAGGAUCGAAAGGGAAAAUCACACCUUUACCAGAAUCCUCCUCAAUCACGCGUCGCCAGUCUCAAUAUCAGGAUGGCAUGUGGAUAAUAUGGGCUGCAUAAUUCAACGCAAACCAUGCGAAUUCAAAUUCUUUGACAAUUGGAGAAAUUGGACAUCUCAACGAGGAAAGAAUAAAAGAAGAUUUGGCCAGACUUUCUCCGGUCUGGAGCAGUAUGGUGCGCACCAUUAAACGUGAAGGUUAUGGUAUAUGAGCUGCAGUUAGGUGAUAUUAUGCGCAUGAUGUCAGAAGCUAUUCAUGCUCCCGAUGACUCCUUUGCCUUCUUUACUCUUCAAAAUUACUCGUCGUUGAAAGCACAAAGUCCAUUGUUGGGAUACCGCGAGCUCGAGAGUACUGUAAAGCUCCAGGUAAGACCUCCCUUUCCUCCCGAAAUGCACAAAGUAAGCUUAAUCCUAAGUAUACUCCAUCAAGUGUCUUUACAUUGUAGCUAUAUUAGAUGAACUUAAUUGCUACAAUCAAUUCGUUGCUAUCAAUGCCACAGUUGAAUGUGGAAUUGAACGUUUCACGUGCUUUGGAGCAUCGGUAACCCCUAGUGUGAAGUUUCCCCGCAGUACUCAAGCACGAAACCAUCAAAAUGAUUUUUGUCAGACUCUACAACCAAUAUCCAAUAUCCAAUAUCCAAUAUCCAAUAUCCAAUAUCCAAUAUCCAAUAUCCAACUACUUGACACCGCAUCUCAUCGCAUCUACAACUAUGGAGACUGGUCCAAAGAAUGUUCAACAGAUCAAGUCACUCCAUGCAGAUCUUGCACGAAAAUAUGAAUUACACGGUUCCAAAAUUGAACAGAUCUAGCGAAGAUUUAGCCAAAAUCAACGAGCGGAGGCUUUCAAGGCUGGCGUACCAGAAAAUGCGUAUUUGAAACAUUCAAGAGAUCGUUCGCUGGGCAACCCUUGGAAAGUGAUUCCCGAGUUAAAUCUUCAUGACAUGGUGGCAGAGCCUGACUUUCUACUUGAUCAUUUAAAAUACCGUGCGACAACAUCACUUCUGCAUCAAUACAGAGAGGGGGUUCAUAAUGGACCCGGAGAUUGCAUAUUUAUCUUGGAGAGUAUGCGCAACAACAAUCUUGGUCAUGUACAUGGUUUUAAAUAUUGCUACACCCGUUUUUUCGACGAGGAUACUUAUGGCCAAUCAAUCAGAUCAACAACAGCUGCUCAACAUCGCGAUAUUAUAACCAAGCUCGCGUUUGCUUUUCAAAGCAGAGCUAUUGUUCCACAGGAAGUUGGAGAAUUCGUUCUCACCAGGCAGCUGUAUAUCCUUUCACAGCUGAACGUAUUAGUCGGAGACAUUCUAGAAAUUGGAUCUACUACCAAAUCUACGAAGCCCCGACCACGAAAGCCAGGAGAGGCAGUUAUUUCUGCUCCUUUAAACCUUUCCGUUGUUCAAAACCAGGAGAGUUUUUCGUUGGACGACAUAAUGAACAGCUCCUUAGAUCAGAAAACUGCUAUGAACGAUUAUUUGGUUUUGUGUUGCUCUGAGUCAGUUGUUCUACAACACUUGGUCAAUACUUGGUUCUUCAGUCGACCGGAACUUGUACCCGAUGAGAAGGGACGGAUCUUCCCCGUACUAGGCGAUAAGUACAUUAAUAUAUCAAUUUUCGAAUUGAUACACAAUGCUGCUACUGGGGUUGCAAACUGGGAUUACAUACAUCGCCUUCUCCAACUUCUCUCGGAGAGGCCCGAUGAUAAAAUUGCAAACGCUAUUUUGCUUCAGGAGAUAUCAAACGUAGCUCAUCUCGAAUUCUCGCGGGUCCAAAAAGUCUUCAAACGCUAUGUAGCAUUAGGGACAGGUUCAAAGUACUUCAGACGUGUCUCAGGGAAAUAUGACAAUGGAUUUGCGCGUGUAUUGCUCAAGCAAGAUCCAAAGCUUCUAACUAGGGAGAAUCCACAACUUUCUUAUAUCUUUCGCCUCUGUUCCUCUGAGAUUGAUGCCGUCAAAUCAGGUACUUGGAUCAAGAAAUUAGAUGACCUCUAUCGUCUCCACCCCACUGAGCGAUCUGGGGUGCACGAUGCAGUUCUGGACGCAUUCGAUGACCUGGCAGUUAUCGCCAGUUUUGUUCAAGCUCUUUCUGCUACCGUUACUCUGCCACCAAGGAACCCUAGGAGGGGACAGAUAUAUGCGUCAAGGCUCAACAGCUUGCUAGGCGAGCUUGAGCCACUAAAGCAUGAGGUCGAUCUUUCGAAGUUUGCGGUACCUAUGGAAAACCUCCUUGAGCCCGGCAUGACCGAAGGAGCUAUUGAUGCUCUAGAUCAGCUUACGACAAUACGAAUGGGCACAAACACUGGGUCUCUGUACCAGGAUCUUGUAGCAGAUUGCGUGUCGCAGAUCCAAACUCAUUACGAACAGCAGAAGGACAGAGUUGCACAGAUCGGGAAGAAACCUCCUAAGACCUUCGAGGACCCGACCCAUGAGGCCUUGGCACCAGAUAUACUCAUACAACGACGAAAAGAAAAGAACAAGGCUCGGCCCGCAGAUGCCUCUCCUUACGAUAUAACUCGAGACACAGCAAAGGCCACACAAGUGGAAGUAUCCGAGUCGCCUUUGGUAUUCAAAGUCAACAAAAAUACGGCACAGGUCUUCUCCACUAUGUUCGCAAAGUCUGAAGCCCGAGGCUCAGUCAAUUGGACCGCGUUCGAAGCUGCAAUGGUUGAUUUGAAAUUCUCUGUUAUGCCAAAAUUCGGAUCUGUAUACACCUUCUCUCCAGAAGAGAACGUGGGGGCUAAGAAGUCUAUUACGUUCCAUCGGCCUCAUAAGUCGGAGAUUGAGGGAUGGAAGUUGAUUAUAUUUGCUAGUCGACUGAGGAGAGUCUACGGAUGGAACGAAGGAUCUUUUGAGCUGGUUUGACGUUGGGCAGUAGAUUUUAUGGCAUUGCAAAGGGCAGACCCCGGACGAGAAUUAUGGUAUCAUUAAUAGAGCUAAUGCGGUUCUAGUAUGUAGUAGCAGCUAAUACAAUGGCUGUUGCCAAAAUCUUAAUAUACAUUAAGCACCAGGUGUGGCUUUAAGGGUGGCUUUAAGGUGGGGAGAUAGUGCUACUUUAUUGCGCCGGUGGGUAAAACGGGGCCAUGUGACUUCUUUGAGUGAUCAAUGGAAGACCUAUCUGUCCUGAUAGAGGAUAUGAGAUGUUCGAGGCUCGCAUCCACCAAUUUUGAUCUCAUAAGUCAUAAUUAAUUACAAAGCAACGGGCCGGACUAAAGGAAGUAAUUAGUGUUAGCUACUGGUUUUUUGGAUCUUCUCCGACUCGGGCUUUUGACGUC